UCGAGUCAAAGAAGGUUCUAAUUGUUCUUGAUGACGUGGACCACAAAAACCAAUUAGUAUCCCUAACAAGAGAAAGAAGUUGGUUUGGUUCGGGUAGUUUUAUAAUCAUUACCACCCGAGACAAGCGAUUGCUAUGUCGGCUUGGAGAAAAAGAGAGAUAUGAGGCCAAACUAUUAAAUGGCAAUGAAGCUAUGUUACUUUUUUGUUGGCAUGCUUUUGACAGUGAUUUUCCACCACAAGAUUAUGUUAAUUUGGCACACGACAUAAUCGAAUAUUCAGGCAGGCUACCAUUAGCUCUUGUGACAUUGGGGUCACAUUUACAAGGAAGUUCUGUAGAAGAAUGGGGAAAUGAAUUAGAAAAACUAAGAGCAAUUCCUCAUUGUGAUAUCCAAACGAUUCUCAAGAAAAGCUUUGAUGGACUUGAUGAUGAAACACAGGCAGUUUUUCUUGAUAUUGCGUGUGCCUUCCAGGGGUUAUUUGAGUAUGAAAUUACCGAAAUAUUAAAUACAUGUGGCUUUCAUGCUAAAAUUGCAAUUGCAACUUUAGUCCAAAAACACUUGCUCCAAAGAUCUUUGCAUGGUUUGGUGAUGCAUGAUCUAGUGCGAGAUAUGGGAAGAGAAAUUGUUCGCAUGGAAUCAGCUCGAGAUCCUGAAAAAUGGAGUAGAUUGUUCAUCCCGCAAGAAGUCUGUGAUGUUCUACAAGGAAAUAAAGGUUCCAAAAAGGUAGAAGUACUGAAGGUAGAUCGACGAGCAUUUGAGGGACUAAACUUGAGCACCAAAGCAUUUAAGAAAAUGAAAAACCUUAGGGUUCUUAUAAUGAAUGAGUUACAUAUUAGUGGAGAUUUUGGGUUGUUGUCCAAGAAGCUCAGAUGGUUGUCUUGGAAAAAAUGUCCUUUAAAAUGUAUAUCAUCAAAUUUUCCAGCUGAGAAUCUUGUAGUUCUAGAUAUGGAGGAGAGUGAUAUCCAAGAAUUUCGAUUGAAUUUGCAGUGUUGUAGAAGUUUGAAGAAGCUGAAUCUCUCUUAUUGCAAGCAACUCAGAAGCACUCCAAACUUCAAUGGUUCCCUGAGUCUUGAGAUUUUGAGUCUCUAUGGUUGCUCAAGUCUGACAGAGAUCCAUCCAUCAAUAGGAAAUUUGGACAGACUAAUUAAACUAUAUAUGUCUCGUUGCGAAAAACUUAGGGAUCUUCCAAGCAGCAUAUGCCAGCUAAUAUCCCUUGAAGAAUUGUUCAUUCAUCACUGCUCCUCUAUAAAAACACUGCCAGAUAACCUUGGAGAUAUGAAAAGUCUAACAUUUCUUUAUGCAUCUUGUACGGGUAUAAAACAAUUGCCUAGAUCUGUUGAAAUGCUAAGAAAUCUUGUAGCUUUGAGAGUGGGAGGUCAAGUGUUAGAGGCCAAAAUGAGUAUUUCUGGAAGAGGAGUCCAUCGGAUACAAUAUUCCUUGCUAACUUUUGUAACCGAAUUGAGCCUUAGAUACUGGAAUUUGUCCGAUGCUGAUAUUCCUAGGGAUAUUGGGAGCUUAUCCUCCUUAAAGUUUUUAGAUUUGAGUGGCAAUAGUUUCCAUUAUCUACCCUUCGAUUUUUCUAAGUUACGAUUAUUGGAGAAGUUGUGUUUGAAUGACUGUGAGAAUCUUCAAACACUCCCGCCAGUAUCAAAUUUAGAGAAUCUAGCAAUUAUUGAACUUGAGAAUUGCCAAAAAUUGGUCAAGAUUACACAGUUGGACAACCUCCCUUCUAUACGGUUGAUCAACACGAAUAAUUGUAGUUCUCUGCAGAAUCCAUUCAAUGAAGGCUUCUUUAGUGCACCUGCUCUAUCAUUUCUAUCUAGAAGAGAUCCAGAUUUGGAUGUUUUAGAUUUUUAUCUCGAAUGCAAUGAAAUUCCAGAAUGGUGCAGCUAUCAAGUAACAGCUUCAUCUAUGUGUUUGACUAUGCCGACACAUAAUAAUGAGUAUAACUUCUUGGGAAUGGUUCUCUGGUUUGUUUCCGACUAUUUCCAUGCAGCCCCUGUUUUAAAAUUCUGGAUUAGUAUUGCCCAUAAAGAGAAUUUAGUUUUUCCUCCGUGGAGUACACCUGAUGGACAUAGAGAAGUAUCAUGUGUAUAUUACAUAUCUUACUUACAUAGAGCUUUUGAUGGCCAGAUGAUCAAAGGUGGGGAAACGAUAGAAGUGGGGUCAGAAGACAUUACAAUAAAGAAGAUAGGGAUCCAUCUGUUAUAUUUAGGCCAACAUGGUAACGUUAUAUCUUUACCGGGAGACGUGGAUCAUUCUUAUUCUAAGUACCCAAAAAGUUCAACAGGCAUAUCAACUCCUUAUAAAAGAGCAAAGUUCUGAGUCAAGAUAAUUUUCCUUUAGAGCUAAUCAUGUUAUAUUUUAUAUUACAGUAUUAAUAGGUAGUUGGUAAGAUAAUUUUUAAUUGAGAUUGAUAUUUUUCCAAAUAUUUGUUAUAUACUU
Nicotiana tabacum (common tobacco) is the source of this 2444-nucleotide messenger RNA. Lineage: Eukaryota; Viridiplantae; Streptophyta; Magnoliopsida; Solanales; Solanaceae. The record is from RefSeq and is a predicted model, not a curated record.